AUGGACGCCGCAGGAGAGGGGAAGUGUCUUAGAAGGAGGUGUUCACCAUUAGCCCCGGGGGCAGAGCCAGCCGAGCAGGCGAAGAGGAGAGGAGCUGCCAAGGUGUUCACCAUUAGCCCGGGGCAGAGCCAGCCGAGCAGGCGAAGAGGAGGAGCUGCCAGGUGUUCACCAUUAGCCCGGGGGCAGAGCCAGCCGAGCAGGCGAAGAGGAGAGGAGCUGCCAAGGUGUUCACCAUUAGCCCCGGGGGCAGAGCCAGCCGAGCAGGCGAAGAGGAGAGGAGCUGCCAAGGUGUUCACCAUUAGCCCCGGGGGCAGAGCCAGCCGAGCAGGCGAAGAGGAGAGGAGCUGCCAAGGUCCCCGGGGGCAGAGCCAGCCGAGCAGGCGAAGAGGAGAGGAGCUGCCAAGGUGUUCACCAUUAGCCCCGGGGGCAGAGCCAGCCGAGCAGGCGAAGAGGAGAGGAGCUGCCAAGGUGUUCACCAUUAGCCCCGGGGGCAGAGCCAGCCGAGCAGGCGAAGAGGAGAGGAGCUGCCAAGGUCCCCGGGGGCAGAGCCAGCCGAGCAGGCGAAGAGGAGAGGAGCUGCCAAGGUGUUCACCAUUAGCCCCGGGGGCAGAGCCAGCCGAGCAGGCGAAGAGGAGAGGAGCUGCCAAGGUGUUCACCAUUAGCCCCGGGGGCAGAGCCAGCCGAGCAGGCGAAGAGGAGAGGAGCUGCCAAGGUCCCCGGGGGCAGAGCCAGCCGAGCAGGCGAAGAGGAGAGGAGCUGCCAAGGUGUUCACCAUUAGCCCCGGGGGCAGAGCCAGCCGAGCAGGCGAAGAGGAGAGGAGCUGCCAAGGUGUUCACCAUUAGCCCCGGGGGCAGAGCCAGCCGAGCAGGCGAAGAGGAGAGGAGCUGCCAAGGUCCCCGGGGGCAGAGCCAGCCGAGCAGGCGAAGAGGAGAGGAGCUGCCAAGGUGUUCACCAUUAGCCCCGGGGGCAGAGCCAGCCGAGCAGGCGAAGAGGAGAGGAGCUGCCAAGGUGUUCACCAUUAGCCCCGGGGGCAGAGCCAGCCGAGCAGGCGAAGAGGAGAGGAGCUGCCAAGGUCCCCGGGGGCAGAGCCAGCCGAGCAGGCGAAGAGGAGAGGAGCUGCCAAGGUGUUCACCAUUAGCCCCGGGGGCAGAGCCAGCCGAGCAGGCGAAGAGGAGAGGAGCUGCCAAGGUGUUCACCAUUAGCCCCGGGGGCAGAGCCAGCCGAGCAGGCGAAGAGGAGAGGAGCUGCCAAGGUCCCCGGGGGCAGAGCCAGCCGAGCAGGCGAAGAGGAGAGGAGCUGCCAAGGUGUUCACCAUUAGCCCCGGGGGCAGAGCCAGCCGAGCAGGCGAAGAGGAGAGGAGCUGCCAAGGUGUUCACCAUUAGCCCCGGGGGCAGAGCCAGCCGAGCAGGCGAAGAGGAGAGGAGCUGCCAAGGUCCCCGGGGGCAGAGCCAGCCGAGCAGGCGAAGAGGAGAGGAGCUGCCAAGGUGUUCACCAUUAGCCCCGGGGGCAGAGCCAGCCGAGCAGGCGAAGAGGAGAGGAGCUGCCAAGGUGUUCACCAUUAGCCCCGGGGGCAGAGCCAGCCGAGCAGGCGAAGAGGAGAGGAGCUGCCAAGGUCCCCGGGGGCAGAGCCAGCCGAGCAGGCGAAGAGGAGAGGAGCUGCCAAGGUGUUCACCAUUAGCCCCGGGGGCAGAGCCAGCCGAGCAGGCGAAGAGGAGAGGAGCUGCCAAGGUGUUCACCAUUAGCCCCGGGGGCAGAGCCAGCCGAGCAGGCGAAGAGGAGAGGAGCUGCCAAGGUCCCCGGGGGCAGAGCCAGCCGAGCAGGCGAAGAGGAGAGGAGCUGCCAAGGUGUUCACCAUUAGCCCCGGGGGCAGAGCCAGCCGAGCAGGCGAAGAGGAGAGGAGCUGCCAAGGUGUUCACCAUUAGCCCCGGGGGCAGAGCCAGCCGAGCAGGCGAAGAGGAGAGGAGCUGCCAAGGUCCCCGGGGGCAGAGCCAGCCGAGCAGGCGAAGAGGAGAGGAGCUGCCAAGGUGUUCACCAUUAGCCCCGGGGGCAGAGCCAGCCGAGCAGGCGAAGAGGAGAGGAGCUGCCAAGGUGUUCACCAUUAGCCCCGGGGGCAGAGCCAGCCGAGCAGGCGAAGAGGAGAGGAGCUGCCAAGGUCUAUACUACGACUAUAAUAAUCCUCAAGAGCUAUACUACGACUAUAAUAAUCCUCAAGAGCUAUACUACGACUAUAAUAAUCCUCAAGAGCUAUACUACGACUAUAAUAAUUCUCAAGAGCUAUACUACGACUAUAAUAAUCCUCAAGAGCUAUACUACGACUAUAAUAAUCCUCAAGAGCUAUACUACGACUAUAAUAAUCCUCAAGAGCUAUACUACGACUAUAAUAAUUCUCAAGAGCUAUACUACGACUAUAAUAAUCCUCAAGAGCUAUACUACGACUAUAAUAAUCCUCAAGAGCUAUACUACGACUAUAAUAAUCCUCAAGAGCUAUACUACGACUAUAAUAAUCCUCAAGAGCUAUACUACGACUAUAAUAAUCCUCAAGAGCUAUACUACGACUAUAAUAAUCCUCAAGAGCUAUACUACGACUAUAAUAAUCCUCAAGAGCUAUACUACGACUAUAAUAAUCCUCAAGAGCUAUACUACGACUAUAAUAAUCCUCAAGAGCUAUAA
This is a messenger RNA of Nezara viridula (southern green stink bug), 2670 nucleotides long. NCBI's taxonomy places the organism in Eukaryota, Metazoa, Arthropoda, Insecta, Hemiptera, Pentatomidae. The record is from the annotation of a GenBank genome assembly.